AUGCCUAUUCUAUGUGGAAACUUCAAUCUUCCAACCGAUUUCCUCGGCCGCUUCCUAAAGUCUCAAUUCAAGACUCUCCCAUACCCAGAUACCUCGUUUGCAGGCCAAACAAUAAUCAUAACUGGCGCAAACACCGGUCUUGGACUCGAAGCCGCCAAACACAUUGUGCGACUCAAUGCUGCGCGAGUAAUCCUCGCCUGCCGCACUCUCUCUAAAGGUGAAGCCGCAGUCGCCUCCAUCACAGCCUCUCUCCCCAAUCACAAAUCGAUCAUUGAAGUAUGGCUCGUGGACCUUACCUCCUAUGCCUCGGUCAAAGAGUUUUGCGCCAAAGUAAACCAGCUGGACCGGUUAGAUGUACUGCUCGAGAAUGCAGGCUUGGCAGUCCCGAAAUAUGAGGAAUUUGAGGGGAUGGAAAGUACGGUGACGGUCAAUGUAAUGAGUACAUUUUUAAUGGCACUGCUAGUAUUACCGAAGUUGCGGGAGAGUGCUGCGAAGUUUGAUAUUACGCCGAGACUAACAAUUGUGGCGAGUGAUGCACACGAACAGGCCCACUUCAAAGAACAACACUCCCGCUCCAUCCUCCCCGCUCUCAGAAACCCGAAACUCCAACAAGACCGCUACAAUGUCUCUAAACUCCUCGAGAUCCUCAUUAUCCGCGAACUAGCCCCCCGACUCUCUAAAUCUGAAAAAGAGUCCGUAAUACUCAACACACUUACGCCUGGAUUCUGUCAUUCCGACCUUAUGCGUUAUGCUGUAUUCCCUUUAAGCAUCUUUGCUUGCAUUGGUAAAUCAUUAUUAGCGAGAACGGCAGAGGUAGGUAGUAGGACGUUAGUUGCAGCGGCUGCUGCUGGGGAGGAAAGUCAUGGGGCUUAUAUGGUGGAUUGUGCGUUCAGUGAGCCGAGUAAGUAUGUCAGGAGUGAGAAGGGAAUGAAUGCUCAGAUGAGGCUUUAUGCAGAGGUUAUGGAGGCAUUGGAGGAGAUUGAACCAGGGAUUACGAAGAACAUAUAA
Messenger RNA from Sclerotinia borealis F-4128, 1008 nucleotides. Lineage: Eukaryota; Fungi; Ascomycota; Leotiomycetes; Helotiales; Sclerotiniaceae. The record is from the annotation of a GenBank genome assembly.